Cannabis sativa is the source of this 2490-nucleotide messenger RNA. Its product is annotated as gibberellin receptor GID1B. The transcript has 2 exons. Bases 911 to 1945 code for a protein of 344 amino acids. Gene Ontology annotation, biological process: floral organ morphogenesis; raffinose family oligosaccharide biosynthetic process; positive regulation of gibberellic acid mediated signaling pathway. Lineage: Eukaryota; Viridiplantae; Streptophyta; Magnoliopsida; Rosales; Cannabaceae. The record is from RefSeq and is a predicted model, not a curated record. Gene Ontology annotation, cellular component: nucleus; cytoplasm. Gene Ontology annotation, molecular function: hydrolase activity; gibberellin binding.
AUUAUGGAAUUAAAAAAGAGAUAAAUAGAAAAAUUAGUAAAGGAAUUAGCUGGCAGUAAGGGAUAACCGGCCUGUCAGUAACCAAACCCAAGUACUCGACCUUUUUCUCCCAUCCACAGGUCAGAAAACACAACACACUCUCUCUCCUUCUCUUUCUCUCUCUAAAAAUAUAUAUAUAUAAAAACAAUACAUACAUACACACGAAGAAGAAGGAAGGAAAAAAAAAAAAAAAAAGACACAAGAGAGUCGUACUAUCGUAGUAUAUAAUAAGACCAAUUUAUUAGAAUUCCCAUUUUUUUUUUAUUAAAAACAAAAGAAAAAAGAGAGGAUGGGACCCACCUACACAGUAUAACUCGGCCGCCUUCUUUGUCGUCUCUGUCGUCUCCGUUCACCUCCGUCGUUGCUUUGCCUUUGACUCUCUCUCUCUUCUCUUCUCUUUAGUCGUGUAACCCAUUACUCUUUCUUUCUAUUUUAGCUUUGAUCCUCACUUUCUCUCUCUUGAGUGUUCUGAGCGUAUUCUGCUCCCUUAUUACAGAGAAGAAAGGAAGAAGAAGAAGAAAAAGAAGUGUCUUUACCUUGUUGCUUAUUCAGUAAACCCCAACACCAAAACACGAAACAAGAAAGUGGGUACAAGUUUGAUAAGGAAACAGGGGAAGAGAGAGAAAUAUAGAUAACCCCAUUUCGGGAUUUUAUUUAUUUUUGCUCUAAUCCCCAUCUAAUCUUUUCUCGUCUUCUUCCAAACUUUAAGCAAAAAGUGGGGAAAAGAAGGAAGAAAAACUAUAAUGAGAAAUAAACAGGGUUUUUCUCUUUGGAUUAGUGUUGGGUUUUAGGCCUGUGUUUGUGGAUUUUGAAUCAUUUUUUUUGGUGCUUUCGGUGUGGAGAGAGAGAGAUAUAAGAAAGGGGGUGACUUAUGGCUGGUGAUAAUGAAGUCAACCUCAGUGAAUCUAAGAGAGUGGUUCCGCUUAACACAUGGGUACUCAUCUCCAAUUUCAAGCUAGCAUAUAAUCUUCUUCGGCGGUCUGAUGGAACUUUCAACCGUGAGUUGGCAGAGUUUCUUGACCGUAAAGUUGCUGCCAAUACUAAUCCUGUUGAUGGGGUUUUCUCAUUUGACCAUGUCGAUCGAGCCACUGGUCUCCUCAAUCGAGUUUAUAAACGUGCCCCUGAAAAAGAAGCUCAAUGGGGUCUUGUAGACCUUGAAAAGCCCCUGAGCAACACCAAGAUUGUUCCAGUCAUCGUUUAUUUCCAUGGUGGAAGCUUCACUCAUUCAUCUGCAAACAGUGCCAUCUAUGACACUUUUUGUCGUCGACUUGUUAACAAUUGCCAAGCUGUUGUUGUCUCUGUAAAUUACCGUCGAUCACCCGAACACAGGUACCCUUGUGCAUAUGAUGAUGGUUGGGCUGCUCUCAAGUGGGUCACAACAAGAAGUUGGCUUAAAAGUGGUAAAGACUCUAAGGUUCAUGUAUACCUUGCUGGAGAUAGUUCUGGUGGUAAUAUUGCUCAUCAUGUUGCUGUGAGAGCAGCUGAAUCUGAUGUUGAGGUAUUGGGAAACAUUCUUUUACACCCCAUGUUUGGUGGGGAGUGUAGAACAGAAUCAGAGAAGAGAUUGGAUGGUAAAUACUUUGUUACAGUUCAAGACCGCGAUUGGUAUUGGAGAGCUUAUCUUCCUGAAGGAGAAGACAGAGACCAUCCAGCUUGUAACAUAUUUGGCCCAAGGGGUCAAAGCUUGGAGGGUGUUAAGUUUCCUAAAAGUCUUGUUGUUGUGGCUGGUUUGGAUCUUGUCCAAGAUUGGCAAUUAGCUUAUGUCCAAGGGCUCGAGAAUUCCGGUCAGGAUGUGAAGCUCCUUUACCUAAAGCAAGCCACAAUUGGGUUCUACUUCUUGCCAAAUAAUGAACACUUCUAUUGUCUAAUGGAGGAGCUGAAGAACUUCGUCAAUCCUAACUGUUAAUAACUACUUAACUUUACCUACAGGCAGCCAUACAUAGCAGAAGAAGCUUGACAUUUCACUUGGGUCUUUUUUUUCCCCCCCUUUUUUCACAGUGAUGGUGUGUAGAUGUAAGAUUGUGUAGUAUUAAUUCUUACCAUAUUUGUUAUUAUUAUUAUUAUUAUAUAGAUCAUUUGGUGGUGGUGUUUUUGAGAGUUCUGCUGCUUGGACUAGUUUGUUCUAGCUUCAUCAGCUUGGAAGGAUCAGAACUCAUCAAUGGGAUUUGGCAGAACCACCAUUACCAGAACUACUUCUACUACCCUGGCUUAACUUUUGGCCAUGAAUGAUGAUGGGAAGGAGAGCAUUGUUGGGGGUAAAAGUUACAAAAGCAAAACACACUUGGUGGUUUGCUGAGUCUUUGUCUUAGUAAAAUGCAUACAUAUAAGCACUAAUUUCAGAAACAUGAAAUGGAAUAUCUCCAUUCUGUUAUGAACUUUGUAUGUUACUUAUAUUACUUAUACGAGUUGUGUUCUAGACUUAAUAUAAAACAUCAAUGUUUUGUUCUUAAA